CGGCGCCCGCAGGCGGUGUCUGCCCUCAUCAAAGAUGGCGGUGGGCAGCGCCGCUGGUCACUAGGCUCCCGCUACUCGCUCCUCGCCGGGCUUCGCGGCAGACAUGGCGGCGGCCGAGCUGGAGUAYGAGUCCGUUCUCUGCGUGAAGCCCGAUGUCAACGUCUACCGCAUCCCGCCGCGCACCUCCAACCGCGGGUACAGGGCAUCUGACUGGAAACUGGACAAUCCAGACUGGACAGGGCGGCUCCGUGUCACCUCCAAAGGCAAAACUGCUUACAUAAAACUGGAGGAUAAGGUUUCAGGAGAACUUUUUGCCCAGGCUCCUAUAGAUCAGUACCCUGGCAUUGCGGUGGAGACUGUGGCAGAUUCCAGCCGCUACUUUGUCAUUCGAAUUCAGGAUGGGACUGGACGAAGUGCUUUUAUAGGCAUUGGCUUCACGGAUCGUGGUGAUGCCUUUGACUUCAACGUCUCUUUGCAGGAUCACUUCAAGUGGGUGAAGCAGGAGACUGAAAUCUCCAAGGAGUCCCAGGAAGCUGACACACGUCCCAAGUUAGACUUAGGGUUUAAAGAAGGGCAGACCAUCAAACUGAACAUUGGGAACAUGACAUCAAAGAAAGGAGGAGCAGCCAAGCCCCGUGUGUCUGGAUCAGGGGGCCUAAGCCUGCUGCCACCCCCGCCAGGAGGCAAAAUUGCAGUCCCUCCUAUACCUCCCCCGUCUUCCACAGCCAUUGCCAACCACGUCACACCACCACCUGUGCAGAAAUCCAGUAAUGCRAGCAGUGCAGAUAUUCUAUUAGACUUAGAUGCUCCUGCAGCUGCAUCCAAGGCACCAGUAUCAUCUACCACAGACCUCUGGGGAGACUUCAGCACUGCAUCCAGUGCUGUUCCCAAUCAGGCUCCUCAGCAGUCCAACUGGGUCCAGUUCUGAAUGAUCAAAGCAAUGGAAUGGGACAAACUGAUGACCUAGAGGCACCAAAUGGGAUCAGAGSGGGCACAAACCUCUCUAGUCUUCAAUCAAAUUGGGACAAUCCUUCAUUUUUAAAUCAGAACCUUCACUUAAACUUACUAUUUUUGAUCCCACUGAACCUCAAGAGAACAUACUGACUCCUCCCAAGAUGGCCAAGGAGGAGAGAGGUUGCAUUAUAUCCUCCAUCCACUUGGCCAUUACAUGGUACAUCCUAGCUCUUUUUCCCUGUCUUUCCAUACAGGGAAAGCAAGAAUCUUGAAGAAAGUGGGUACAGGAGGAGGCUGGGUAGGUGCCUCUGGGUUCCUUGUCCUUUAAAUUUUCUCUGGCUAGGCUGUCGCUUUUUGUGGCUGCUUUCAGUAGUGACUGCAGUCCCUGCAGCUUGCGGUGCUGAGGACAGCUGCAUUUGGCUACACCUGCUAAAUGAAAUCUCUAAUGAGAUAGGUCUUGGCUCAACACAAAACCCUCUUGGAUUAAUGACACUCGUGGUGAGGAUGACCCUCCCCACGCAUGCACUACUCUUCCUGUCUUUGGUGCAAUUCUUGGUAGUGCUGGAUGUCCUCAUGCUCCUGUGGGAGGAGUCAUGCAAGUCCUUCAGUAGAUUACUGUCACUGCGCUGUAGUUCCAGGCGGGCGCCCUAUCUCCAGGCUCCUGAUUUGGCUUGCAGGUUCACUGGAGGAACUUCUUUCAUUUUAA
Molecule: messenger RNA, 1660 nt
Organism: Malurus melanocephalus (red-backed fairy wren)
Lineage: Eukaryota; Metazoa; Chordata; Aves; Passeriformes; Maluridae
Gene: NECAP1
Product: NECAP endocytosis associated 1
Exons: 8
Coding region: 104-928 (274 amino acids)
Biological process (GO): endocytosis
Cellular component (GO): clathrin vesicle coat; membrane
Source: RefSeq, a predicted model, not a curated record